This is a messenger RNA of Miscanthus lutarioriparius, 1920 nucleotides long. NCBI's taxonomy places the organism in Eukaryota, Viridiplantae, Streptophyta, Magnoliopsida, Poales, Poaceae. The record is from the annotation of a GenBank genome assembly.
AUGUCCACCACCGCCGUGCUCCCCUCCCCGGCAUCGAGCAGGCACACGUCCGGCGGCAGUGUCCAGCAUGGCGCCCUCACGGCGGACCGCGCGGCGGCGCUGCUGACGGGCUGCGCGUCCGCGCGCCGCGCAUCGGAGCUCCACGCCGCGGCGGUGCGCGCCGGCGUGGACCAGGACAAAGCCGUGGACUUCCGUCUCCAGCGCGCGUACGCUGCAUCCGGCAGGCUGGACCUCGCCGUGGCGCUGCUCCGCCGCACGGCCGACCCGACCGCCGUCUUCUACACCUCCGCCAUCCACGCGCACUCCUCCCGGGGCCUCCACCAAGCGGCGCUGGCGCUCCUCUCGGAGAUGCUGCUGUCGCACGGCCUCCUCCCCACCGCGCACACCCUCUCGGCGUCCCUCCCCGCGUGCGGCGGCCUCGCGGUCGGCCGCGCGCUGCACGGAUACGCCGUGAAGCUGGCGCUCUCCGGCGAACCGUACGUGGCCACCGCGCUGCUGGGCAUGUACGCGCGCUCCGGGGAGGCAGCGGCGGCGCGGGCGCUGUUCGACGGGAUGCGGCCGGACCCGCACGUGGUGUCGGUGACGGCGAUGCUGACCUGCUACGCCAAGAUGGGCCUGCUAGACGACGCGCGCAGCCUGUUCGACGGGUUGCCCAGCAAGGACCUCAUCUGCUGGAACGCCAUGAUGGACGGGUACACGCAGCACGGGCGGCCCAGCGAGGCGCUGCGUCUGUUCCGGCGGAUGCUGAGGUCGGGCGUGGAGCCCGACGAGGUGUCGGUGGUGCUGGCGCUCUCGGCGGUGGCGCAGCAGGGUAUGGCGGAGUCCGGGAGGUGGCUCCACUCGUUCGUGAGCAGCAGCAGCCGCCGGAUCCGGCUCAACGCCAGGGUCGGCACGGCGCUCAUCGACAUGUACUACAAGUGCGGGAGCCUGGAGGACGCCGUCGCCGUGUUCCGCGACCUCAGCGGCGACGUCAGGGACAUUGUCGCGUGGAACGCCAUGAUCAACGGGUAUGCGUUGCACGGGCACAGCCGGGAGGCGCUGGCGGCGUUCGGCCAGCUGCGGGCGCAGGGACUCUGGCCUACCAACAUCACCUUCAUCGGCGUGCUCAACGCGUGCAGCCACUCUGGGCUGGUCGACGAAGGCCGCGAGCUGUUGGCGUCGAUGGAGGAAGAGUACGGCAUCCAGCCCAAGGUCGAGCACUACGGCUGCAUGGUGGACCUCCUCGGCCGCGCCGGGCGCGUCGAGGAAGCGUUCGACCUCGUGCAGAGCAUGAAGACGACGACGACGGCGAAGCCCGACGCGGCGAUGUGGGCGUCGCUGCUCGCGGCCUGUCGGCUCCACAAGAACAUGGCACUGGGCGAGCGGAUCGCCGACCACCUCGUGGCCAACGGGCUGGCCAACUCCGGCACGUACGUCCUGCUGUCGAACAUCUACGCGGCGGCGGGGAAGUGGCGGGAGGUGGGGCGGGUGCGGUCGAUGAUGAGGGCGAGCGGCAUCCAGAAGGAGCCCGGGUGCAGCGCCGUGGAGGUGGGGCGGCGUGUGGUGGAGUUCGUGGCCGGGGACCGGAGCCACCCGCGCGCGGCGGAGAUCUACGCCAAGCUGGAGGAGGUGAAAGGCAUGGCGCGGGCGCGCGGGCACGUGCCGCGGACCGAGCUGGUGCUGCACGACCUCGACGACGACGACGCGGCCAAGGAGCAGGCGCUGGCGGUGCACAGCGAGAAGCUGGCCCUGGCGUUUGGGCUCAUCAGCACGCCGCCUGGGACGGCGAUCAAGAUCGUCAAGAACCUCCGGGCGUGCGCCGACUGCCACGCCGUGCUGAAGCUGGUGUCGGAGGUGACGGGGAGGAAGAUUGUGUUCAGGGAUAGGAGCAGGUUCCACCAUUUCGUCGACGGGUCAUGCACUUGUGGAGAUUACUGGUGA